CAUAAUUUUCGUUGUAGUUUUUAUAUUAGUGUAAAUUAAAGUGUGUUGCGUUUACUUGGCUAUUAGCAUUGUUUUGGGCACGUGCUUUCGUUUUUGCAACGCUCACAGUCUCUCAGUAAAGCUUGGGUUUGAAUAACAGACAUAGUCUUGUGUUUUAUAAUCUUUUUAAUUAAUUUUACUUCAAUCAUUUACAUUUUACGGUAGUUUUUUGUCGAUGGUUGGUGCACUGUCCGCAAUGCAGGUGCUGUUUAUGAUCCUGCUCAUCCUCACGUGCUUGUGUUGAUGUGCUUUGGCCAGUCAGAUGUUGCCACGAAAGUCCCACCUUGCUUUUUUUCCAUAUAUGCCCAAGCUUUUAUAAUAAGUGGUUUAUUCUAUAAUAAUCGAAAUAAAGAAACAUCUACAAUAAUAGCUUGGAGUUGGCAUUAACCUACAGUUGUUGUCACUGUACAGUGCAUCAUGUCAUCUUACUAGCUUACAUCAUACGUGGUGGGUGUGACACUAUAGGGUUGGUCCUCUCCAAAGCACUGGAUGUUGGUUGUAUGUGUCUGAUCAAGACCAGGAUAUAACUAGUGUUUUAGAGUCUCCUCUAAUGCUAAAGCUCAUUGAUUAUUAAAGUGAGAGAGGGAGACAGAGAAUUUGGAGGGCAAGACAGAGAGCUGUUAAGGGAUGCUGAGAUGCAGACACAAGAGAGACAGCAGGGAAAACAGAGUUGAGUACUGAUGUCAGGGGGAUUCUUUGUCUGUUGUAUAUGGAGCAGGGCGGGGGAGGCUCACCCUCUGACUGUAGGGACCAAUAUCAGUCAAAUCAGUGCAAAUGUCAGAAUCAGCACUGUUAGAUGUCUACCAGCUCACAAAUGGCUCCUAAAAGAGGACUGAGAGAGUGAGACUUUACGUAUGCUGUGGAAUAUCACUCCUGAAGGAUUGUCAAUACUUCCAGGGCCUGUGAUUAAACGGCAAAGCGCUCUCAGUCAAGUUAAUUUACGGUAAGCAGAUGAAUACAGGAUACAGAUGGUGAUGGGGGUGCACUCUGUUAUUGACCACUUUAAUACCUAGAUAAUGUUGCCACAUUGAUUUAUAAGUAAAUGUGUUAUAAUUUGGUCAUUACUAUUAAGAUUAACUUUUGAUAUCUCAUGUGAAUUUAUAGAUUUGAUUAUGAAGAUGCCAGGUAGGUCGCCUCCUAUGCCAAAGACUUGAAUAAUGGUCAUAUUUAUCAAGAAAUUACAUUCAUGUGCCAUUUUAGCAAUAUAAAAUGUGUGUAGUUAAAAAAGUGUUAGCAUACAUGUUUUGUGAAAAUGAGAACAUGCUUUAAAGAGAAUUGUCUAUUUAUCAUAUCUUAAUACCCCAUGAUACAUUUUGGCAUUUCAAAGUUGAUGAUGUCAUUGUAAUGAUGUCGAGAAGCUUUCUUGUUUCAGGAAGUGCUCAUGUGAAUGGUGAUACCAUCACUCCCCUCCUGUAUUGUAAUAUUGGUACUGCUUAUCAUAGCAUACAUACUCCUUAAUGUCCUUCACUUUUUAUUAUUCAUAAAUUAUUCAGAGUUUUGUGUCUUCUCCAUGGAGCCACAUUGUCUCCCACGUUCCAUCUUUGAGCAAUGGAGGUCAUCAUUCAAUGUCUUUUGUUAUGUAGCAGCCAUCUUCAGCAUCACCAGAAAAGUCAUUCUCUCUGUAAAUCAUUAGACGAAAGAUCAGAAUGUCUUAUUGAUGACACCCAGCUGAUGUUGUAAGUGGGACAUGUACUGUGUAACAAGAGAGAUUUUAGAAAUUAUUCCUCAUCAGAAUGUGUGUAUCUGAGUCAUAUGGAGUUGUAUAGUGUUCACCUGUUUGCGUCACGGUUGUGCAUCAUUCAGAAUUGAAUUGAGAAUACUUUUUAAAUUCCAGUUCAAUUCCUGAAUUGAACUGAAUGUGAAUUGAGGUAGCAAACAGGAUUUAGUAUUGUCAUUUGAAUCUGAAUUUAAAGGAAUAUUCAAAUGACAGCAUUUGUUGCAUAAUGUUGCUUACUUCAAAAAUGUAUUUAGACUCUUCCCUCCUUUUCUUUAAUAAAGCAAAAAACUGGGUUCCAUAGAAGCACUUACAAUAAACAUUCAAACAUUCAAAUGCUCACUUUUUUAAAAGUAUAGUCACAAGAUAUAAACAAUAUGCAUGUUAACAUGAUUUUAGUGUGAUAAAAUCACUCACUAACCUUUUCUGGGUAAAGUUAUAAAUUUUUUUACAACUGCAUUGCCAUUGCGACGUAACGGCAUACAAUUGAAAAACUUAAAACCCUAAAAUUAUGAUUUAAACAACUUUAUAGCUCAAAUUAUACACGCGUUUCAACAGAAGAAUUAAUGUAAGUGCAUUUAUAAAAUAAUAAGCUUCACAUUUCUGUCUUUAAACCCUCCAAAAAUUAGCCCCAUUCACUUCCAUUGUAAGUGCCUCACUGUAACCAUUGCUUUUUUAAAGAAAAGACAAAAUUAUUUUUUGUGGUAAUCAAUAUUAUGCCACAAAUGCUGUCGAUUGAGCUUAACUUGUAUUGAACCAGGAAUAUUCCUUUAAAGUAGAACUAAAAUGGAAAGAAAUAGCCUACAUAUAAGCUGACUCCUGUAAGUGUAAUAUUUAAUAAUAAUGAUAUAGUUAAUAAAAAUCAAUGUUUGAAAUACCAUCUUUUAUUUUUAUUUAGUUUAUGUAUUCUGUAUUGCAUAAUAUUUAAUAAAGAUUAACUUUGAUUUUAUAGACCGCUUCAUCCUCAAGCCCAAAGCCUUCAAAAUAGAGCCAGCCAUACAACAUUCAUUACAUUUUUAAUGAUACAAUUAUUUAUGUAAUGUUGCAAAACUUCCAUUGAGUGACUGAAGGAAUUUUCCGAGUUCAAUUCAAGUUAAGCUCAAUGGACAGCAUUUAUGGAUAAUGUUGAUUAUCACAAAAAAUAUUUUCGACUUGUUUCUCCUUUUCUUUAAAAAAAAACAAUCAAGGAUACUGUGAGGAACUUACAAUGGAAGUUAAUGGGGCAAAUGUUUGGAGGGGUUAAAGGCAGAAAUGUGAAGCUUAUAAUUUUAUAAAAGCACUUAAAUUAAUUAUUCUGUUAAAACUCAUCCAUUACUUGAGCUGUAAAGUUGUUUUAAUAAUCUUUUUUUAUGGUUGUUUUAGGGUUUACGGUGUUACAUUGCAAUGGCAACAACAUUUUAAAAUUGGAUAUAACUUUACACAGAAAAGGUAUACUCGGCUAGUGCGUGUGUGAGUGAGUUGAUUUGUACAUGUGAGUGUGAAUUUGUAUCAUCAUCAUGGCCUCUGUGAGUGUGACCUUGGAGAAUCAACUGCACAGCGCGCAAAAGAACCUGCUGUUCCUGCAGCAAGACCAAGCCAACACACUGAAGGGCCUUCACGCUGAGAUCCGCCGCCUACAACAGCAAUGUACAGACUUGACAUAUGAGCUGACAAUGAGGAGCUCUGAUCCAGGCGAUGACGGCGAGGCUCGCUGCAGAGAACUGCAUCAGCGCUGUGAGGAGCUGGAGGCUCAGCUGAAGGCUAAAGAGCAGGAAAACACAGAGCUACUGCGGGAUCUGGAGCAGAAGAACGCCAUGAUCUCUGUGCUGGAGAACACCAUCCGUGAGCGAGAGAAGAAGUACCUGGAUGAGCUAAAGCUGAAGAGCCAUAAGUUGGCAGUGCUGUCCGGAGAAUUAGAGCAGAGAGCCAGCACCAUCGCCUACCUCACCUCUCAGCUCCAUGCUACCAAAAAACGCCUUCUUGCUGGGGGUGCUGCUGGUGUAAGCCCCUCCAUCAGCCCUGUUGCCUCUUUCAAACCCACACCUCCUGCCACUCCAGUGCCUACUGGAAACGAUAAGGACAUCCUCCAGCCUGAGACCCCUCGCAGGCGUAUGCGCAAAAGUCUUUCGCAGCCGCUGCAUUCUGAAUACAUGGAGCUAUAUCGAUUGGGCGCCACGGAUGGGCGUAGGGUGGUACUGAGAGAUUCUGUAGAUGCCAUGCCAGAUCCCACACCCUUCCUGCAAACAAGAGAGCCGGCUGGCACUGCAGAGUCUCAACCAGUGCUCCGGGAACGCCCUUCUAUAAUUCCACCCAUUGCAUCUUUGGGCACACCCCCCGCACCAUUGAGUCCUGCCCACAUCCCAGUACCCCCAGGCCCCAGGAAUAGUCCAGCGCGGGAAGGGCAUCAUUCCUGUUCUAACGCGCAAAUAGGAGUGGCACAUAGGAUCCACCACUUGCCCUCAGUGGGUGGAGAUGCUGCCCGGCCACAGGCAGAGGUGGAAACCCUCGCUGUGGACCAAGUCAAUGGGGAGCAGGUAGUUCGCAAACGCUCAGGCGCAGACAGAACUGUUUAAAACUGAGAAAUGCCCACAUAUGCACACUCUAAAAUACUGAUAGAAAUAUAUAUAAACAUAGAUGUAUUAGGAAGACCAAUGCAGAAUGUGCUGAACUCUAUAUGACUGUGAAAACAUGCAUACUGUGUACACAAACACACUCAUAACUGUAGAGCUGUUCUAUAAAUGUAUGAAACACAAACAUAUCCGUAAAUUCGUUACAGAUUUGAAACUAACAAACACAACUGCACACACUGGCAAAUGAACAAGAGAGUUUUAGGCACAGACUGUCCAAGAAUGAGAGAGACAAUGAAUGUGUUUCUAAGAGAAUGAUGGAGAGACCGUGAAGGGCAGCAAGUGCUACUGUAUGUCCUGCUGCUUUUUAUGCAACACUGUAAAAACAAAAAUGGUGUAAACAAUACUUUUCUUUUUCUUUUUUUUUUUUCUCACCUCCAUCAAAAAGAACUGUGAGCAUGCCAAAUGUUUAUUUUUCGUUACCAUCUGACUUUCGGUGUCUUCUUUUUGUAAUUUAUGUUCCACUCUGUUGUCAAAGUGCAUCAUAUUGCCAAAUCUUGUCAUUGCCUGCUGAUUUAAUGUGCUCUGAUGCAUAUUCAUAUCUACUCAUAUUCAUUCAUAAGCACUCCUGUAGAACUGGAAUCUUCUUUCUUUCCUUCUCACUGACAUAUCUACAGGAAAAUGUCAAGAAUCCUGCUGCUCCUUAUUAAACAUCUGCAGAAAUUAAAGGACAGAUGUCUCAAAGAGGUGACUUUUAUUGCACUGUUCCUCUUGCUUGUAUUAAUAACUUGACUAUUGAUAUGCACUCACUGAGCACUUUAUUAGGAACACUUCGGUCUUGAUAAAGUACCCUAUCUGUCUCAAGGUUCGAUGUGUUGUGCAUUCUGAGAUGCUCACUACAAUUGUACAGAGUGGUUAUCUGAGUUACUGUAGCCUUUCUGUCAGCUCAAACCAGUCUGGUCAUUCUCAAUUGACCUCUCUUAUUUCCAUCUGCAGAACUGCUGCUCAAUGGAUGUUUUUUUUUGUUUUUGGCACCAUUCUGAGUAAACUCUAGAGACUGUUGUUCUUGAAAAUCCCAGGAGAUCAGAAGCUACAGAAAUACUCAAACCACUCCGUCUGGUACCAACAAUCAUGCCACGGUCCAAAUCACUGAGAUCAUAUUAUUUCCCCAUUUUUUCUGUUGGUUGAUGUGAACAUUAACUGAAGCUCCUGACCCAUAUCUGCAUGAUUUUAUGCAUAUCACUGCUGCCACAGGAUUGGCUGAUUAGAUAAUCGCAUGAAGAAGUACUAGAUGUACAGCUGGUCCUAAUAAAGUGCUUAGUGAGUGUAUAUAACAGUAAUUUAAAGAUGUGGUGUUAUUAAUUUUUUUAAGGUUAAAGAAAAGAAAAAUGAGCUAUUCUAUACAUAGAUAUGAAGUCAUAUAAGUUGUCGUAUGGUUAUAAAGGGACAGUUCACCCAAAAAUUAUAAUUCUCUCAUCAUUUACUCAUUUAUGCUGUCUCAAAGUCAUAUGACUAUCUUUUGCUGAACACAAACAAAGAUAUUUUGAUGGAGAUAUGAUUUGAGUAUAUCCAUGGAAUGGAAAUCAAUGGGGUCCGACACUUCCAAGCCCCAAAAAGGACAUAAAAGCAGCAUAAAGGAAAUCUAUACAGUUAAUCCAUGUCUUCUGAAGUAGAUACGAUCGGUUCUGGAUGAGAACAGACCAAAACAAAUCUCCUUUUUUAUUGUAAAUCUUCCAUCUGCAGUCUCCCAGGUGUUUUUAUGAUUUAUAUGAGCUACAGAAUCUAUGUUUGUAUUCCACAGAAGAAAGAAAAUAUUUUUAUAUAUAACUAUUCCUUUAAAAAAUAGUAAUAUGUUAUAUACACAGUUUCAUUUGGUUAAUUAGGUGUAACUUACUUUGUGAACUUACUCUUGCUGUGUCAGCUAUUUCUCACUUGUCUUUGUUUGAAUUGCUUAGGAAUAUCAAGGUUAGGUGAAUCACACAAAGCAUGUCCGAGUUAUAUUUCAGCC
Xyrauchen texanus (razorback sucker) is the source of this 6307-nucleotide messenger RNA. Its product is annotated as coiled-coil domain-containing protein 92-like. The transcript has 4 exons. The record is from RefSeq and is a predicted model, not a curated record. Bases 3250 to 4305 code for a protein of 351 amino acids. Lineage: Eukaryota; Metazoa; Chordata; Actinopteri; Cypriniformes; Catostomidae.